AUGAGACGGGACUUGACUCAACCUAGCCCUUCAAUCAACUUGGUUAAUGAGAACGAAGGGGAUUUUGAACACAUGCGAUUACAUGAAGGGUCACAAUCACCAGUAAACCCAUUUGAACCUGAGCAGCCACAUCGAGAGUAUGAUUAUUCACCACAACGUCUGACUGAUUCAGAUUCCUUUCAUUUUCAAACGAGUAAUGAGGAAAAGGGUGGGCCCGAGUAUCAAGCACAGGAGCAGAACCGGUACCAUAUCGACUCCCAGGAUGUCCUCACUUACAAUCAGUAUGUCCACAAAGGGUACCCCGAUUCAAGUGAUUCCCAAUCACUUUACUCUCAGUCACCUAUACUUCCGAGAGACCGAUCCUUCCAGCCAUUACUAAAUCGAGACACAUCACCACUACCAAGAACAAGACCAACUCUGGAGCUACUUUCAACCACUACCAUCCCCGCUUACGAUCGAUACCCAAAACAAUACGCCACGUCAACUCAAUUAUCCACGUCAAGUUUACUUUAUGAUGAUGAAAUGGAUAAUUCAAUCUCGUCCCCGUCAUAUGAUAAUGAUUUCUCCCCAUUUGGUGGGUACCCAGCUAGUCAGUUCCCACUAAGUAUAGAUGAAAAAGAGCCUGAUGAUUAUUUGCACAAUCCUGAUCCUGUAUUGGAUGCUGACUACAACCGUAAUCGAUUCAUUUACGAUUUGAAGCAUAUGGAUAGGAGAUCGUUCAAUGGUGCACUUGCUUUAUUGGUGAUGAUUUUGGCAGCAAUUGGUGUGUUUAUUGUAUUGCCAGUGUUGACGUUCACCAACUCGAAUCCAAGAGUUGAACCACAAGUUUAUGAAGUGUUGACACAGUAUCAAUAUCCCAUGUUGAGUGCGAUACGUCAAGACCUAAUUGACCCAGACACUCCUGCUGAAGCAUUAACUAACGUAGGCCAAGACGGUAGGACGUGGAAAUUGGUAUUCUCAGACGAAUUCAACGCUGAAGGUAGAACAUUUUACGAUGGUGACGAUCAAUUCUUCACGGCGCCUGAUUUCCAUUAUGCUGCAACUCAAGAUCUUGAAUGGUAUGAUCCAGAUGCUGUAACCACAGUCAAUGGUACAUUAGAACUAACCAUGGAUGCAUUCAAAAAUCACGACUUAUUUUAUCGCUCAGGAAUGGUCCAAUCAUGGAAUAAAAUGUGUUAUACUCAAGGCAAGUUGGAAUUUUCAGCCCUGUUACCUGGUUAUGGAAAUAUUUCUGGAUUGUGGCCAGGAUUAUGGUCAAUGGGUAACCUUGGACGACCAGGUUACUUGGCCACUACAGAGGGAGUUUGGCCUUAUACGUAUGACACAUGUGAUGCGGGAAUCACCCCCAAUCAAUCAUCACCCGACGGUAUUUCCUACCUCCCAGGACAACGAUUGAAUAAAUGCACAUGCUCUGGGGAAUCCCAUCCCAACCCUGGUGUAGGAAGAGGGGCCCCCGAAAUUGAUGCAUUGGAAGGUGAAAUCCACGGUAUAAUUGGUCGUGUUUCUCAAUCUUUACAAAUUGCUCCUUACGACAUUUGGUAUAUGCCAGACUACGAUUUUAUCGAAAUUUACAACUCCUCAGUCACAUUAAUGAAUACUUAUGCAGGUGGACCUUUCCAACAAGCGGUGUCGGGUGUUACCAUGUUGAAUACAACUUGGUACCAAUUUGGUGACGAUUCAGGAAGGUUUCAAAAAUUCGGCUAUGAGUAUCUCAAUGAUGAUGCAACUGGAUAUAUCACCUGGUUUGUUGGUGAUGAUGCUACAUUUUCCAUGAAAUCAACAGCACUACAUCCAAAUGGAAAUGUUGGGUGGAGACAAAUACCAAAGGAACCCAUCAGCAUUAUUAUGAACCUAGGCAUAUCUAACUCCUGGGCAUAUAUAGAUUGGCCAAGUUUGGUAUUUCCUAGCAAAAUGAGAGUUGAUUAUGUACGAGUAUAUCAACCCGAAGAUGCAGUGAAUAUGGGAUGUGACCCGGCAAAUUAUCCUACUUAUGAUUAUAUUCAACAACAUUUAAAUAUAUAUCAAGAUAUGAAUCUUACUACAUUUGAAGAUGGUGGUUAUACAUUUCCAAAAAAUAAAUUGACAGGGUGCUAG
This is a messenger RNA of Lodderomyces orthopsilosis Co 90-125, 2094 nucleotides long. RefSeq names its product SKN1/KRE6 family beta-glucan synthesis-associated protein. NCBI's taxonomy places the organism in Eukaryota, Fungi, Ascomycota, Pichiomycetes, Serinales, Debaryomycetaceae. Bases 1 to 2094 code for a protein of 697 amino acids. Gene Ontology annotation, cellular component: plasma membrane; endoplasmic reticulum membrane. The record is from RefSeq and is a predicted model, not a curated record. The transcript has a single exon. Gene Ontology annotation, molecular function: glucosidase activity. Gene Ontology annotation, biological process: (1->6)-beta-D-glucan biosynthetic process; fungal-type cell wall organization.